CUUUUGAUUUUCAUCUCCUAAGAUGGCUGCUUAAUUAUUGCUAUUUUCAUCUCCUAUUCUAAGAUGGCUGUUUAAUUAUUGCUUAAGUUGUUUCAGCAGCGCGUAAGUUUGAUUCCAGUAUGUUGUCUCUUGUUUGUGCAUAGCUGUCUUUUUUUAAAUUAUCAGUACCCUUGGUCCUUCAAAAGAGGGAUCCCAAUGUAGCUUUGCAGGCGCCAACCAAACUAUUUUGCAUCUUGUAUUCAAGCUUCUGAAGAACCUAAGGUUUCAGUCAUAAAAAAAGAAUCUGAGGUUGUUCGAGAUUCUCUAGUGUGGACUUUGUAUUCAAGCCUUCGUUUCAUUUAUGACAUUGCUUUUCUACACUUCUGCUUAUGGUUUUAAUACCGUGUCUGUACUCAUGUACAAUCUUUUGUUUUUGCAGAUUUUCUUUGUACUGUCUGGUUGUUCGUUUGGUUCCCAUAAUCAUAUGAUAAACUGGUGGAUGGCAACAAUUAGGGUGCUGCUAAAAUUGCAAACAGUGGCAUCUUUGUUCGAUGUAAUGCUACCGACUCACACAAGCCAUAAGUAGAAAGGAUUACAAGGUCGCAAAUCACUUCUUGUCAUGUCCUUUUUCAGUCGUAGUCAUGAACACCUGUCUCCUAUUGUCUUGUCCAGAACAGAUAGAAAUACUUGUGUUUUGGAUAUUGAUUCAUAGAUAGCAUGAAAUUAAGGUGUUAAUUUUCAUGCUUUCUAGUAGACAAAUCCAAUAAAUUUUUGUUGCAACACUUAUAUUAUAAUUCACCUCUGACAACACGAGACAAAUGAUACUCUGGUCCAUAGUCAAACUCAGAUAGAUUUUGUUGUAAACAACAUUGAAGCUACUUCUAUGCUCCUUUAUGUCCUAAGAUUUGCUCAAAAGAACCUUCAGUGAUAUGUCCAUAACCAGAGUUUGCCACCAAGGAUAAAAAGAAACUUCAUUC
Messenger RNA from Rubroshorea leprosula, 956 nucleotides. NCBI's taxonomy places the organism in Eukaryota, Viridiplantae, Streptophyta, Magnoliopsida, Malvales, Dipterocarpaceae. The record is from the annotation of a GenBank genome assembly.